Messenger RNA from Pelagomonas calceolata, 561 nucleotides. NCBI's taxonomy places the organism in Eukaryota, Pelagophyceae, Pelagomonadales, Pelagomonadaceae. The record is from the annotation of a GenBank genome assembly.
CGCCACAAUAUCCGGACGACACGGGAAGCUAGACGAUGCCACCACCGCAAGCCGACGACGAUCGAGCCGAUAGAUUUCUUGGGGCGCGUCCGCGGCGAGGCCUGCGACUCGGCUACGUUAUACUCCCUCGGCGCCGCGUUCGCGAACGACACGCGCGUCGUCGUCGCGACGUACGAGGCGUUCCGAAACGACGCCGGCGGCGAGUUGACGCGCGUCUUCCGCGAGCUCGGCCUUGACGCGUCGGCGGCGCGCAAGACGCCGCCGCGGACCAUGAAGCGUUCGCCCGAGGCCCUGUCACGCGCUGCGUGGAAAUCGAAUUUCAGGCGCCCCACGCCAUCGACGCGACAUUGUCCUUGUGACUGCGCCCCACACAGGUCACGCGUCUUCGCCAACCACAAGGACCUCGCGCGGGCCCUCAAGCGCUGGGCGCCCAAGGGCUGCCGUUUAGAAGGAAUGAUCCUGGACACGAAGGGGACGCGGUCAUUUAGGUGCAACGCGGCGAAGGCGUGCGACCACUUCAGGGAACUCGAGCGCGCGUGCCGGGGGGCCGGGGAGUGUUAG